AUGAAUGCCAUCAGCGGGACAUGUGAUGACUACAACAGCGGCGACCUGGUGUUUGUCAACACUUUGCCAUGGAGUCGGUCAGAAAUUGUCUCCGUGCCCUGGAACCGGGAAGAACUAUCCAAGCGCUGCUGGAUUGAAGGAGUGGAUGACAACGCUAUGCAGAAGACAGAAUGCGGCACGCUGGUUUCGAUUGUAGCUCCAUCUGCCGGCUACAAAGUUCUUCGAGGGAUUUCUUCUCACAAGGUGUCGGUGCUGGCUGUGGAAACUGCUCCUGGCGUGAUUCGACUGCGCAACCAGUUCGUGGAGGCCAAGCUGAACUACAUCUGCGAGGUGUCCUCGCUGAAGAUCCUGGGUGGUUCCAAGGAGCUCGUGGCUGCAGACAAACUAGCAAACGUGUUUGUCAUGUUCGAUGACAUUCCGCUGUAUUGGGAUGCCUGGGACGUGAUGGACUAUCACCUUGAGACGCGAAGGCCAGCGGUCAAGCAGGUGCGCUUUGACUGA
This is a messenger RNA of Rhipicephalus sanguineus (brown dog tick), 501 nucleotides long. RefSeq names its product alpha-mannosidase 2C1. NCBI's taxonomy places the organism in Eukaryota, Metazoa, Arthropoda, Arachnida, Ixodida, Ixodidae. Gene Ontology annotation, biological process: oligosaccharide catabolic process. The transcript is spliced from 3 exons. The record is from RefSeq and is a predicted model, not a curated record. Gene Ontology annotation, molecular function: carbohydrate binding; alpha-mannosidase activity. Bases 1 to 501 code for a protein of 166 amino acids.